Nothobranchius furzeri (turquoise killifish) is the source of this 12557-nucleotide messenger RNA. The record is from RefSeq and is a predicted model, not a curated record. NCBI's taxonomy places the organism in Eukaryota, Metazoa, Chordata, Actinopteri, Cyprinodontiformes, Nothobranchiidae.
UUUAUUUAGAAUAUUGGUUCGUUAACAAUACAGUCAAUAUACACAACUGACUCAAUAUCCACUAUGAAGUACAUGGAAACAGUAUACAGUGAUCCCUCGUUUAUCGCGGUAGAUGCGUUCCAAACCUGGCCGCGAUAGGUGAAAAUCUGCGAAGUAGGGACACCAUACUUACAGUAUUUAUUUAACAGGUACGUAUUCAGUAUUCAGACUUUUAAAACCCUCCCUUUACAUAGUACUGUAUUUUUGCUUUUUUUAUAGUUUCAUUACAAAAAGUGCAUUUUAUGAUGAAAUUGAUGAAAAAAAAAAAGGAAUUUCUUGAUAUUUCGCAUAGAAAAAUACCGCGAAUCGGUGAAUUUCCCUUGAAUAAGGCUCCAAAGAAAAAAUCCGCGAAGUCGUGAAUCCGCGAUAAACGAACCGCGAAGUAGCGAGGGAACAAAAACAUACCAACAGAUUCAACGCCAGGGGUUACUGCAUACAAAUUAUGAAACAUAUGAGAAUGAUAAUCGAAACAGGAAACAAUACGAGACAUGCAACAGAGUAUGAAUUAUGGAAAGAUUUGAAAUUUCGAGCAGAGACUUAGUGUCUUAAUGACUUUGUUAUUGGUCGAGGUGGAGAUUGUUUUCAAAUAAAGCUUAAGUUCUUUUUUCAAGACACAAAAGGAAGGUCUUAUUUUUAACACUUUACAUUUAUGGAUGUAAAACUUGGUCAGCAAUAUGAUAAGAUUAGAUAUGAACAGUUCAUUUUCUUAAUCCCUCUGAUAGUCUAGAAAUCCAAACAGAACAUUGUGAAAAUGUAAUACAAAGGUCUCAUGGAUAUGGUCCAAUAUAAAUCUACAGACGCCUUGCCAUAGUUUCCGAGUGUGUUCACAAGUCCAGAACAAGUGGUUGAUAGUUUCUGGGUGCUCCUUGCAGAAAGUACAGGAUACAUCAACGUCUUUAAUGAAUCUCCUCAGGAAUGUUUUAACACGAUAAUAGAGAUGAAGGAGUUUGAACAUGACUUCUUUGACUUUGUUUGUAAGCAAGUAUCUGUUAGGAAGAGUCCAUACUUUUUCAUACAACACAUAUUGAACAAGUGAAUUCCAUUUAGGGAGAACAUGUGGUACAGAAACACGAUCAGCUAGAAAAAGGGAGCAAAUUUGCUUAUCUGGCCGUAAUCUCGAUAGAAAACAAAGUUUCCCUAUAAAUGUGUCACUUGGAUCAGGCAAAGGGGUCAUGUUAGAUGGUGGGGUGGUAUAACUUUUGAAAAGCAUAAUAACACCAGAUGGACUAGCGUCGAAAACAAUAGCAAAUUCUUUAGGGGUUACAGGAGUUUUAUAAUGAGAAAGAAAUUCUUGAUAAGUGAAUACAUUUCCUACCUUAUUAAAGAGCUGAUUGAUCUUUAUAAUGCCAUUCCUAAACCAAUUGUCAAAGAAUAAGGAUUUCCUUUUGUAACAGACAUCUUUAUUGUUCCAUAUAAGGUAAUUAUUAGGAGAAAAGUUAUGCUUAUAAAUUAGAGACCAAGCCAAUAACAUUUGUUUAUGAAAAUUUGAGAAUGAAACAUUGUAGUUGCACAUUAAGAGAAAUUUUAGUCCACUCAGCUUAGUGUGAUAUUCUAUUUAAAUAUGAAUGAUCUGUCUGACUGAUGUUUGAAUUUUUGAUUUAAUAUUACCUUAGGUUCUUUGACUUUUCAGGGAACACACACUUCUUAUUAAUUCAGACAGAGUCAAGAAUAGUUAUAAAAAUGAAUUAAAUUCUAUUUUUCUAACCUAACGAUUAUACAGGACAAAGUAUGAAUGAAAUGAUGGAAUUUAAGCUGGAUGUUUGUAGCAAAACCUUGUAGUAUCUGAAAGAUCUUGUGAUGUCUGGGUUGUAAAAUCAGUUUGGUUGUAGGUUGGUUGGAGAUUAUUCAUAAAACCAUCCGACACCAUGGUGCAGAGUCCACAUUACCCCUUGUGUGACGGUAGCUCUUGAGUGGAAUGGGGAGGAGGCAGACCAAGUGGUGAGUUCACCGGACGUUGUGGCUACAGGAAUCUCAAAGAGUCGUAGCGCCCUUUGAGGUCCGGCCAGAAGAUACCACCACGGUCUGCAAUUUAGACGUUCCACACCUGAGGAGCUGUAGUGUCUGAUAUCACUCGCAAGCAGUGCAGAGCGACUGUGACUUUGGACAAAAGAGACGAUGGUUCCAAAUGCUUGCUCACCCAAUCGACUUAAUCAGGAGGCUGGCGAAGAACAGAGCAAUCAGGAAGUGAUCCCUUUAUUUAUUAAAUGUUGUUGACAAAUUUGAACAAAACAGAAUUUCACCAUUUUAAAGGGCGUUACCAAAGACCUCAGAGAAUCACUCCCUCACUUAGAUACUUAGUGGUUAACUCAUAGUGUGAAGUGAAAAUGUUAUUACACAUUACUGUGAAGUGAAUGUUAAAGCAUUAAUAAUAACAUAAUGAUGUGUGGAAAAUACUGAUAGAUUUAACAUCAAAAUCAACAAAUACUGAUCUGGUGUAAUUUAAGAUCAGGAAAAAUAUUUAUUUAACCCACAAUGUCAAGUAUAAGACACAUUAUUCAAACACUUUGGAUUCAAACAAAUUGUUCAUUCACCAGAAUAUGAUUAUGGGAAGUUUUAAAAAGUCCUUUAUGACAAGAAAGAUAAGCUUUUCAGAGAGUUGAAGAUAAGAAGUCCUGCAUCCUGCAGCCUUGAGGCUCAUGAAGCACGCAGGAUGUGUUAAGAAUAUUGGCCCAAGUUCACCUCGUAUCGGUACCAAGGUGUCAGAUUGACCUGUAUGAAGCUGUUUGGCCCUGCAAGUCAAAAGUUAACUUCAGGUCUUUUUUGAUGAAAUACUCGGCCUUUUGGUAUGCUACACUAACUUAGCAUCACCUGCAUGUCAUGGGCCUGGAAGCUUUAGCAGUACUGGUGUGUAAUCUUACCUCACCAUUCGAUUCAAUUUCUAUUCAGGGUUCUUUGAUUAGAUUAUUAAACAAUUACCAUGGUUACCACUAUUUUAAUGCACUUUGUUUUUGCUUUUUUAAUGAUUUCAAAUUAAUUCAUCAAACAUUCAUUCUAGUUAUUUAAUACCCUUAACUCCACUAUGUUAUUCGUGUAAAACUGAACAAAUCCCCUACAUAGGUUUGCAUGAAAUCUACAAGAUAAACGUAAAUAAUGAAAAUUAAUAUAAACACAUCAGUUGCUUUUAUGAACAGAAUCAGCAGAGUCGGCAAACAGGAGAAAUACAGAGAUGUGGAGUUUCUGGUCUUGACAUCACGUGACAGUUCACGUGGGACUGUGAAAAACAAACACCUUUUGGAGCGGCUCACGAAAAAAAUAAAACGUAAGGGGCGUUGCUUAAAUCAGCACAAAAAGCAACAUAACUUUCAACCUAAAAGGAAGUCCAUGAUGUAACGGAGACCCCCCUAUACACUUUAUCCCACCAUCAGGUAAUCUUUGUAAAACCGCAUUACCACCACAGACUGCCUUUUACAAUGACCAAAGGCUCCCUGGUGCUGCAUCAGCUUUGCAGCAAAGUAAUGCCGUAGUUUACAAGGAGGCUGGGGUUGCGGGAAAGUUUUGUCAGCUGAUUAGGAGGAAAAGCCAGCAGCCUAUUCCCUUCAUCUAAACCUGGAUGGAAACGUGUAAGGUGCAGUCACAUGUUGGUAGUGUUGCUGUUGUGUUUCAUUUUAGUUCUACACAACUUUCCUUUAAUUCUCCUGAUGAGUAAAUCUCUUGCUCUGUGGCUGAAGCUAAUGAAAUAACUUCCGUCAUUGAGUUUUGUUUUUUUUCCACUGGUGGCCACAUGCUGUAGAGGCCAAAUAAUGAUUUAAACAACCCAAAAUAAUGAUAUUUAGGUGAAAAACUCAAAAAAUGAUAUUGAGGUGAUGUUUGCAUGAAAACCCCAAAAUAAUGGUUUUUGGGUGACAUUAAGGUAAAAAAAAACAAAAUUAUGAUAGUAUUCCUGCAUGUGUAAAACUGCUCCAUUAGAGGGCCUGCCAUCUAAUUACCCCUUAAUUAUGUGCACAUUUAAUUGAUCAUUGUGCAAAUAUUAUGCAAAUUAAAAUCAUCACAGCAUCAAAAUUAGAAACCUUUUGAAGUUUUUUUGCAAAAUAUUUCUCCACUGUAAGUCAAACUGUUUAGAAAAGUGAUAGCACACCUCCCGUGGCCGAGCCGCUCGUUUUGAUGUAUAAUUUGUGGGGGUGCACGCAGCCAUACGAGCAGCAUUGUCUGUGGAAGAAUAAUAACAAAGGUGAUAAAUGUAGGUGACUAAUGUCAAAACCCUCACAGGUGCAUAGCAAUAAGAGCCCUUCUUGCUGCUGCAACUAAUUAAAGGGGUAGAAGCAAGUGCAAUUAAUUAAUUAAUUAAUUAAUUAAUUAAUUAAUUAAUUAAUUAAAGGGGAAGAAGCAAGAGCCUGCUGCUGUGAUUUGGAAUCUAGACACUACUACUAUUUGGAAACUACUACUACUACUGCACGGAACUUACUUUGCAUGACACAUCAAAGGCAAGUGACAUCAUCACUUAGCUGCAUCACUGUAUUACCCACAUCUCUGAGGGAUUCGAUCAGACACCAUCUGACUUUGUGACAAGUUUACGUGUUUUCACACUCCCACCACAGAAUUUAAUUUCUCAUCUCAGGAUAAUUCAAGGACCAGCAAUGUCUAGACAGCAGAGACGGCGAGCUCAGAAACACGUGCAACACACGUAUGACCCAUCGAGGCUUGAGCAAGUUACGCUUCUCAUAGAAGAAAAGGAUGAACUGAAAAGCAAACUUGAAGAAACACAGGAGCACUUUAGCAAGGCUACAGGACUUCCAAUUGAUGGAUACCAGCUGAGACAACGGUGUAUUAAUUUGGAAAAACAGCUUCAGGCUUCUCAAAAUCAGCUUAUGGAAAGUGAGUCGAUGCGCAUAGCUGACAGAAACUACAUCAGCGAACUUGUUCAGAACAUUCAAAGCCUGCAAUCUGAGCUGGAAAAUGCAAAGACCAGAGACUGGAAUGCAGAACAGCAAGUAAAACCAGUCUAUGUUAUGGCAGAUGAAAAAUAUACGUUGUUUAACAACAUUUUAAUCAAACUGAGGCACUAUCAAGAUGAAAUCUUUGGUCUCCAGGCUGCCUUUAAUGAGUUUAGUGGGUGGAAAGGUCAAAUUAAAACCAUACAUGGUAAGACAGAUGCCUUGAUCAGCUCGAUAAGUCACCUAGAGGCGAAACUAAGGAACCUGGUGAAAGAAGGUGAAGACAUGAGUGUUUCCAAACAGAACGGCGCCAUAAUCUAUGAGCCUUUACCAGAACUGAGUGAUAUAGAAGAGAGAAAUUUAGACUUAGAGUUUGAAAUUAAAGACCUGACCAUGAAGAAUGAUGAGAAUGAAAGACUAAUUCAGGAACUGAGAAAGAAAUUGGAAAACAGCCACAGAAUAGAGGAAUGCAAUUCUUUCAAAUCAACAAUUGAAGUGUUGCAGACAUCUGAGGCAGCGCUUCUAAAGGAGGUUUAUGGGCUGAAGGAAACGUGCUCAAUGUGCAAUGAAAAGAUUAACAGACUUUCUCAAAACAUCGAAAAUGAGAAAAUGAGUGCAGAGAAAAUUUCUGAGGAGCCAAAACAGAAAAACGAAAAAUUGCAGAUAUUCGUCUCCUCAUUUAGGGACAGUUACCAAAAGCAGGAAGAGAUGAACAUUCAAGAGUCUCACUUGCAGAAAACAAUGAGUCUGCAGGGGCAACAAAUCAAGCAUGAUGAUUUGGAGGGAAGAAAUGAGAUACAUCAGUCUCUUAAUGAAAAAAUUCAGCUGAAAGAAGAUUCUCAAUCAUCCGAACUUCAGUUAAAAUUAGAUCAAUUAAAAGAGAAGCUAGAAAACAAACAAGAGCAGUACAAGAAGCUUUACAAAGACGUCAGGACUUUUGUAGAAACUGUUUCUGAUACUGCAGGAAUCUCACUGAAUAAGAAGGAACCUGUCAGUAAUCAGUUAUCAACAGCCUUAGAAAAAAUCAAAGUUUAUAUGAAUAACACAUCGGAGGGCCUUGUUUCUCGCAGGAAUUUACACAAAGAUUUAACAGCAAAAGCUGCCACCCUAAAGAGGGCAGAACAAGAGCUGGAGUCCAGUAAUAAGGUUAUAGGUGAGCUGCGUAUUCAGCUCGAGGAGAUGAAACAACAGCACAACAAGGAACUAACUGAGCUGGAAAUGGCUUCACAAGACGAAAUUACAAAAUAUACCAAGGAAAUUAGCCAGCUGAAGGACGCAGUUAAAACUGCCAAUUACGAGUUGGAAUACUUGCAAAGUCAAGAUUUCGAGCCAGACGAAGAACUCCCGAAAAAGGUGGAAGAACUGACUCAAGAGCUCCUGAUUAGCAAGGAAAAGCAAAAACAGCUUCAGAGAAUAAACGACAAGCAACAGAAUGAAUGUGAGGAGCUCAGGAAACAAAUCAGGCAACUCAGCGCUGAUAAUGCAAUGUCAGGCUCUGAGGGAAAAUCUGAAGGGAGAUUUUUGGAGGCAAAGCCUCCCAAAGCGAAGAGGGUAAAAGCACCUCUAAAGAAGAAUGGAGGGGAGAAUGAAGUGCUUUCGCCAGGGAAAAGGGCUCCUAAAUAUCAUGCAGGGAUUCAGGAAACAUCAAAGAAAGAAGAAAUAUUUACAGAGCCAUGGUCUUCAGACUCUGAUGAUGAAGUUCAAAAGAGCUUUUGCAAUGAAAAACAUCCCAAAGAAGACAGUUGCUCCAAAAUACCAAAAAAUUUGGGGCCUGAGGUGGUAAAGAUGGACACUUCUCCAAAGAAAACUGAAAAGGAUAAUGAGUUAUUUUUACCUGGGAGAUGGUCUCCGAAAGAUCAAGCCAAAACAUUUGAAAACAGCAAAAUAAGUGAACAAAGCCCACCAUCCAGUUUCAACCCCAAACAAAGAAAGACUGCUUUACCUCCAGUGAGAAGCAGAUGUACUGAACUCCCCCAAAACGUUCUACCAGUCCCUACAGAAGAAUUUGAAAAGAGCUUUGGGAAUGAAAAAUCUCCCAGGGAAGACAAAUAUAAAAAAUCUUCAAUUGAACUGGGGGCGGAGGUAAAAAAGAUGGACGCUUCUCCAAAGAAAAUUGGAAAGGAGAAAGAGUUUAUUUCAUCUGAGAAAAAGUCUCCCAAAGAUCAAGCAGCCACAUCCCAGAGCGUGGAUUCAUUGUUGAAGGAACUUGGUAUGUUUGAUGAUUAUACAAUUGAAGACAGAUGGUUGCCAGGCUCUGAUGGUGGCUAUAGGAAUGAAACAUCUCCCAAGGAAGCCAGACGCACAAAAUCUACAAUUGAUCUAGGGGCUGAAGCAAAAAAGAUGGACGCUUCUCCAAAGAAAAUUGGAAAGGAGAAAGAGUUUAUUUCAUUUGAGAAAAAGUCUCCCAAAGAUCAAGCAGCCAUAUCCCAGAGCGUGGAUUCGUUGUUGAAGGAACUUGGUAUGUUUGAUGAUUAUACAAUUGAAGACAGAUUGUUGCCAGGCUCUGAUGGUGGCUAUAGGACUGAAACAUCUCCCAAGGAAGCCAAACGCACGAAAUCUACAAUUGAUCUAGGGGCUGAAGCAAAAAAGAUGGACGCUUCUCCAAAGAAAAUUGGAAAGGAGAAAGAGUUUAUUUCAUCUGAGAAAAAGUCUCCCAAAGAUCAAGCAGCCACAUCCCAGAGCGUGGAUUCAUUGUUGAAGGAACUUGGUAUGUUUGAUGAUUAUACAAUUGAAGACAGAUGGUUGCCAGGCUCUGAUGGUGGCUAUAGGAAUGAAACAUCUCCCAAGGAAGCCAAACGCACGAAAUCUUCAAAUGAACUGGGGGCUGAAGCAAAAAAGAUGGACGCUUCUCCAAAGAAAAUUGGAAAGGAGAAAGAGUUUAUUUCAUCUGAGAAAAAGUCUCCCAAAGGUCAUGCAGAGAAAUUGGAAAGUAGGAAAACAAUGGUGGAGGCUGGUUCUGAAGAUGUUGAGAGGAAGGAACCACACACACUAUCUGGUCUCAACCCCAAACCAAGACGGACCGUUCUACGUCCAAUUAGAGGGCAACCUAUUGCUCCAAUCACCAAGAACGUUCUUCCUCCUUUGAACAGGAAACCUAUUUAAUAGGGGAAAAAAGCCUGGGCUUCCUUAUAUUUUGAAGGUGUUUCUUGUAGUCAGUCAGUUAGUUAGUUUUAGUUAGUUUUCUGUUUCAUUGUUUGAAUGCUGUUAAGCAUUCAAACUAUUGUUUUCCUGUUUUUCUUUAUUGUUUGAAUGCUGUUUUUUAAUAAUAUUUGACAAUAGCUUCCACAUCAUGAGACUUAGUGAAAUUUUGUUUUGACAUUUUAUUUUUUGAUGGUGUUCUCUCUCUUUUUAGUGUGAAAAUUUUCCAGAGAUGUUGUGGUACUUUACCUCAAGUUCUACUAUUAUUUACUGAGAUACCAAGUUCACUUGUUUUUUUUAAUACAUUUGUGGUUUCUAAUAUAAUAAAUGCCUUGUAAGUCCAUCUCUUUGGGUAAAAAUGCUCAGGUGCUCCUGUUUCAGGGAAGAGAAGUUAGUUGGAAGAGAGGGCAAGAAACAGCAGGAUUUAAUACUCUGUAUAGGGUAGGGUGACUAUACGUCCUCUUUCCCCCGGACAUGUCCAUGUUUCUGUUAGGUAUUUUCAUUUUCCCAUCCAGGGUUACCUGAAGGGAAAGCUCAACACGCAGGGGUUGUAUUAACAAGCUGAUCGAUUUAACCCAUACCAAUCUUUACCAAUAAUCAAACAAUUUAGACUUUGCAAAGGGAGAGCAUGAAUACAUCACACCACACACGGGUUGUCAGUUCACUCUCGUCAGACAAAAGCCCUCCAAGAGUAUUUAUUAAGAACACACAAAAAUGAUAAAACGCACACACAUUGACACACAUUCCUUUAGAAAGGGAGACAAACAGGCGCUGGCACAGAGCGUUCUUACUGAUAAGCCAGGACUGAAAAGAGGCAAGGUCAAAUGCCUGUCUGUUGCCAGGGAAAAAUGAGCUGGAUGAAGCUUUCGUUUUAAAAAAUAAUUAAUACAAUAAAAAUAAAGUAAUAAAUAAUGUAUCCAUAAUUUAUCUAACAGUUUCACUCUCUGUCCGGGGCGUCCGUGGGGUUCCUACUGUCAUGUACCUGGGCAGAGGUGAGUCACACCAUCUCACUCUAACCAUUAUUGAGCUGAUUUCCCACAGGUGAGGAGCGGAGGGGGCGGCAGCUGCAGGAGAUCCCAAUCAGGAACGUGCGUUUAAAAGGAGGAUGGAGACACCUCACCACGCCGGAUGAUUGCACCAGUUUAGGAUCCUCACACAACCUGCUCCACCCUUGCUUUCUUCGAACUUUGGAUUUCAUACACCACGUCCCAUCCUCCUCCGUUGUUCCUGUUUGGUCCCCCUCUGCUACCUCACCCAUCCCAGAUCGCUCACCCUCUGCCCAGCGCUCACCUCGGCUCCCCCUCCUUCCUCGUUCUCCCCGAGCGCUACACGGACGUGAGCUGCACCGCUCACUCCCACAGGACUUCCCUGUGAUAUUUUUGUUCCCGUUUUUUGAAUAAAGACAUUUUUCCUUUACUCACUUUACUCGUCGAGUCUGAUUCUGCAUGUCUUGGGUUAGGCACUUACCUCGAGUCAUGACACCUACUUCGAUCAAAAUGUCCGGUUUUUUAUCCAGGAGCAGGGAUCGAGUUAUGGGGGGCUAGAUAUCUUUCAGGGAAAGAUCCAGUUUCUACCUGUAUUACAAUAUUUAUGGACUCUCAGCGUAGCGGGAUUCUGUUGAGCGGAGAGGACGCAGAGCACUGAUCGUUGGUGCGCCCGCUGCGUCCGGCGCAUGGUACAUUCUCAAAGUGGCACAACAAAACAUUAUUAACACAUGAUCGUUCGUAUCUGUUUAUAUCCUCUGGUACUUUGUCUUUUAAUCGUUCCUGACACGCUGCGCUCAUCAUGUGCUGCGGUGAUUUCACUUCACUGACGCAGAAUCGAAACGCGCACUCUGCUUUGCAGUCAGGAGAUCCCUUUGCUCAGAAGUAACUGAUGAGGUGAACAAUAAGAAUCCAGGCACCAGUUUUUCUGGAGAGUUUAGAGGAGAUGCAGGAAGAUGAGAGACAGACAGGACAGGAAAAUAGUUAAAUUUAAACAAGAAAAUAAAGCAAAGUGUUGAAAAGUAAAAUGUAGGUAGAUUUAUCUCCACUACAUGUUUUUACUUGUAUAAAACAACAAGUUAUGCACAUCAAUCAAUCAAUCAAUUAGACUUUAUUGUCACUUCAGCCAUAUACGGUUUGUACACAGUGAGGCGAAACAACGUUCCUCCAGGACCAAGGCGCUACAUGCAACAUAAAUUUACAACAUAAAACAACAGGGAAAUCACUAAACUAUCUAACUAAGGACAGAACAAACUGACCUAACAUGACACGUCCUCUCCAAGUAGGCAGUACAAAGGAAAAAAUAAAUUAAAAAACACAAACAUACUUAGUAUGUAGGUGGUAAAGAAUCAUAAAAAAAAACAUGCAAAGAAAAACAUCAGUGUGUGUGCGUGUGUGUGUGUGAGCGUGCGCGCAGGAGACGAAUGGCUUGUGGAAAGAAGCUGUUGCACAGUCUGGAUGUGUGUGUCCGAAUGCUUCGGUACCUUCUUCCAGAUGGCAGGAGGUUGAAGAGUGUGUGAAAGGGGUGUGACCAAUUAGCCACAAUGCUGGUGGCUUUGCGGAUGCAGCGUGUAGUGUAGAUGUCCUACACAUGUAAUAUUUAUACAUUUGAUACAAUUCAGAUCACCUUCAAUACUCAAGUCACACACCCAGGGCCUCUUCAAAGCAUUUUGGGGGCCAAGGCAAAACGGAACAGUUUUCUCCGUGUCUGGUUCGAUGACGUCAGUUUCGUGAAGCUCACAAAAUGUUAAAGUGGCCUUACUUGGCAUUUCUGAGUUUUAUUUGUGUAUAUUUCUUUUGAGUAUGGCUGCUAUUUUAUGCAUUUUCUAUCAUUUUUCAUUCUUAUGUUUAUUCGUUUAGCAGACGCUUUUAUCCAAAGUGACUUACAAUUUAUAACCUAUAGGGCAUGUUGUGAUCUGUGGGGGAAACCGGAUUACCCGGAGGAAACCCACGCAUGCAUGGGGAGAACACGCAACUCCACGCAGAAAGGCCACAGCCGAGUUUCGAACCUGCGACCUUCGUGCUGCGAGGCAACAGUGCUAACCACUGCGCCACCAUGCAUAUUGCACCGUGUGAUGUAAUAAAAAUUGGGUUGAAGUAGAUAAAGGUCAGGCCCAUAAUGUCAGACAAUGGAUUUAAUGAAAGAAGACUCACUCUUUCUUUUUACAAAGACGGCACCAAAAAGAAGGCAUCAGCCCAAAAUAUCAACAAUUAACUGGUUUAAUGUGGAUACAAAAUAUGAAUAAACAAACAAAAAAUUAAUUAAUUAAUAAACAGAAGCUCAAAAAUGACAAUUUCUUUAUUUUAAGAUUUUCAACAAUAAAAACUGAAUUUGUGCUGGAAGCCUAAUAAUUUAUCUAGGUAAUGAAAAAAAAAUCAGAUACGUGGACGAAAAAAUAUUUAAUGAACUAGAAGGGACUUUCCCGCUGGUACAAGAUAGUGUUCAUGCUAAUGUAAAAAAUGUCUUUAGAAGACCUGCCAUCUAAUUAUUUAAGUGCAUAUUUAACUGAUAAUUAAGCAAAUCUUAUGGAAAAUUAGUGGCACACUUUCCAAAUGAAAAAUUUUUCAAUGUUUUUGUUAAUAAUUUCACCAUGGUAGAACAAAACGCUCAGAAAAGUAAUGGCACUUCCCAUGGCCGACACACUCGUUUUGAUGUAUAAUUUGUGAAGGUGCAUGCUGCCGUUCGAGCCGCAUAGCUUCCACAAAAAAAUAAUAAUACAGGUCAAGAUACUGGCGCGCUACCCUAACAUGUCCAGCCGGCACACAUACCUUUCAUUAUUCUACUCUGCUUUGCUGCAUUUUGGGGCAUUUAGUUUUUAUGAACGAUUAUGAAUAUUUAUGAAUCAAUUUUGAUUCAGCGUGUACAUCAUGAAGCAUUGAUCAAAUGGUGAAUCGGCACACCCCUACUUUGUACACAAAAACACUCUUCAGAAAAAUGAGAAAUGGAAUAUUAAAUGUCCCAUGUCUUUGUGUCCCUCCAGCUGGUGCUUCCAGAGUGUUACGGUCCCUAUUGUAGCGGAGGAAGUUUUUCUGUGCCAAAGGUUGUAUUUGCCCGGCUGGGUCGAAGCUGGGUCACCAGCAACUUUCACCCACAGAUAAAGACCUGAGCUGCCAGCAAGUCUACAAGGAAUCAACAACAUCCAACACCUGCAUCACCAGAAGGAGUUCUCACAGAAAGUCUAGCCAUAAUAAAGAGUCUUACACUUCCUUUGUUUAUUAAUGCUAAAUAAUCAUUUUAUCACUUUAUUCAUUAUAAAUGUAUUUUAAUCAAAUGAAUUAUUAUUAUGCUUUGGGUAAUCAUAAUAACUAUAAUGAAUCAGUAUACUUAAUUAAUAAUGUUUGAAGAUGUUUGGUGAUGACCUUCACACUCGCUCACACAGGUCUGCAUUCACAGUAACUCCAAAACACAUUUGCUCUGACGCACAAGUUUGCUUUGGGAAGAGAAGUGGUUUUUGGUAAGUUAGUCAGUUCGGGUUUGACAACGAGAGAGAGCGGAUGUGCUGAACAAACGCCAACGGGGAACGGA